This is a messenger RNA of Theobroma umbraticum, 2266 nucleotides long. Its product is annotated as transmembrane protein (DUF616). Lineage: Eukaryota; Viridiplantae; Streptophyta; Magnoliopsida; Malvales; Malvaceae. The record is from RefSeq and is a predicted model, not a curated record.
AAUUGCAAAACGACCCCUCUUUUCUUUUUUUCUUGUUUUAUUUUGGGGCUUAAUGCAAGUUUAUCAUGAGCUGAAACCAUGAGAUUAUUUACUUCGAAAAAGAACCAAGAAAAAAAAAUUGAAGAUGAAAGCGAAAAGAAGAAAUGACUAGCGAGGUGCAUGACGAUAUCAAAUAUCAAAUGGAGUAGUAGGGAAUGGUUAUCGCUUUAUGGGGAAGGUAACGGCCACAACAACUCCUCUGUUCUUCCAAUCAAAGCUCCUCUGCAUUUCUCUCCUGUAUCUCUUCACCACUCUUUUACUUGCUCUCUACAACUCUCUCUCCCCUACCAAAUGCCUCUUCAGAUCCUCUCCUUUCGAUCCAAUCCAAACGCCUUUCUUCUCUUACCCUCAUUCCUAUGGAGAACACAAGUAUGCUAUCCCCACUGACCGCUCUUUCUGCUCCUCCCCUGUUUUUUUCUCAGAUUAUGGUGUGGUGGUGGAUGAGAUCAAAGAUUUGUGUAAGAAUUCUUCAGCAUUUUUGCCGGUUCUGAGUUAUUUACAGGGGAAAGGUGACACUUUUGGUGGAAAUUUGAGUACCCAGAAGAGAAUUACGUAUUUUAAUCAUUCCAAUAAUGGCGUGAAAGUCCCUUGUGGAUUUUUAAAGAAGUUUCCAGUUAGUGAUUCUGAUCGAAUUGCCAUGGAAAACUGCAACGAAGUUGUUGUAGUAUCUGCAAUCUUCAACGACCACGAUAAAAUCCGGCAACCGAUAGGUCUGGGAUCCAAAACCCUAGAGAGCGUAUGUUUCUUCAUGUUCAUAGAUGAUAUAACUCUUAGAGGACUUUAUAAUCACAAAUUGAUCCCACAAAACUCACCUGACUAUAAAGUCGGUGUUUGGAGAAUUGUUAAAGUUUCUUCCAAGAAAUUGUAUGAGAAUCCUGCAAUGAACGGAGUGAUACCAAAAUAUUUGGUACAUAGACUUUUCCCGAACUCCAAAUUCAGCAUUUGGAUAGACGCGAAGCUGCAGCUAAUGGUUGAUCCAUUGCUGUUGAUAAAUUCCCUUGUUGUAUCCACGAACGCGGACAUGGCUAUAUCGAAGCAUCCUUACUAUAUUCAUACUAUGGAAGAAGCUAUGGCGACCGCAAGGUGGAAGAAAUGGUCGGAUGUUGGUGCCUUGACGAGACAAAUGGAGACGUACUGUGAAAAUGGGUUGCAGUCAUGGACUCCCAAUAAGCUCCCCUAUACCACAGAUGUGCCAGAUAGUGCAUUAAUCUUGAGGAAGCAUGGAUUGGGCAGCAAUCUUUUCUCCUGCCUAUUGUUCAAUGAGUUGGAAGCAUUCAACCCCAGGGACCAACUGGCCUUUGCCUACGUGAGAGAUCAGAUGAACCCAAAGCUCGAGUUGAACAUGUUUGAGGUGGAAGUGUUCGAGCACAUCGUAGUGGAAUACAGGCACAACCUUAAAAAAAUCGGGGACGUCUCUGCUGGCUCUGGGACCAGACCCAAAGCCAAAAGGCCCAAAAGGCCAAGCUAUGAUUUCGAUUUGAACGGCAGCAGUUGCCUGAAAUAUCUUUUGGAAAUGUGGGGUGAAUCCCAUAGUUGAUUUUGUCGCUAACUAAGGUGUCACACUUUGGAAAAAGAAUAUAGAAAAAAAAAGAAAAGUUCAAAUACAAGGGAAAAUGAAAGCAAAACAAACUAACCAACUGAACGACAUUUAACAACAAAAUCUGACAAACAAAACAGGUUGGCAGGGAAUAUUGUAUUUUCUUAUGAUAUUUCGGCAGGGGGCAGCUGUAUUAUUCUUUGGAAGCUUUCAGUUCAACCAAGGAGUUAAAAUAGAGUAAAUCUGAACGUAGCAGUUCCAGUUGCUCCAACACCUUAAUAGUGUUAUAACUAACUUGGGCUGCCAUUUUGGACUUGUGUUUCAACUAAAUCAGUUACGUCUUUUUCGAUUUGGGCUUUCAAAGCCAGCCUGACAAAAUGGGAUAGACACCAAAUGAGUGCAGUUCGGUUUCAACCAUCCCUCUCGGUGGUUUCGGUGGCAUUUUCUGCGGACCAAAUCUUACAAUUAAUUUUUGAGAAAUCCAACACGAAUUAUCAAUUCCCAUCAAUUGAAGUACAAUAGCUCGGAUGUACCAACCUUUUCACAUGGAGGUUGAACUUUAGACGGAGGAAUGAUCGGUUUUAAUCCAAUCUUUUCACAUGUUGCCACAACUUCUUGGCUUUGGAGUACAUCUAAAAGUAGGUCUUUUAGACAUAAAAGGAAGAUUUGUUCUUUACGUACCAAUUCUUC